AGUAUUUGGUGCUGCUAUACUGCUGACAUCCUCCCUCAACAUGUUAAUACCGUCUGCAGCCAGGGUGCACUAUGGGUGUGUCAUCUUUGUUAGGAUCUUGCAGGGCCUUGUAGAGGGGGUCACCUACCCUGCCUGCCACGGUAUUUGGAGCAAGUGGGCCCCCCCAUUAGAAAGAAGUAGAUUAGCAACCACUUCCUUUUGUGGUUCCUAUGCAGGAGCUGUUAUUGCAAUGCCUUUAGCUGGAAUUCUAGUGCAAUAUACUGGGUGGUCUUCUGUGUUCUAUGUGUAUGGGAGCUUUGGUAUAGUCUGGUACAUGUUUUGGCUUUUGGUUUCAUAUGAGAGUCCUGCAAAACAUCCUACGAUCACAGAUGAAGAAAGGAGAUACAUAGAAGAAAGCAUUGGAGAGAGUGCCAACCUCCUAGGGGCAAUGGAAAAAUAUAAAACUCCGUGGAGAAAAUUUUUUACAUCUAUGCCAGUCUAUGCAAUAAUUGUUGCAAACUUCUGUAGAAGCUGGACCUUUUACUUGCUGCUUAUUAGUCAGCCUGCUUACUUUGAGGAAGUGUUUGGAUUUGAAAUAAGCAAGGUGGGUAUCUUAUCUGCUGUGCCGCAUUUAGUGAUGACAAUUAUUGUUCCUAUUGGGGGACAAAUUGCAGACUUUUUAAGAAGCAGGCAGAUUCUUUCAACCACUAAUGUGAGAAAGAUAAUGAACUGUGGAGGUUUUGGUAUGGAAGCAACUCUUCUUCUUGUGGUGGGAUAUUCUCACAGUAAAGGAGUGGCUAUUUCAUUCUUAGUACUUGCUGUGGGCUUUAGCGGAUUUGCCAUAUCUGGAUUCAAUGUCAACCAUUUAGACAUUGCCCCAAGGUAUGCCAGCAUCUUAAUGGGGAUUUCUAAUGGAGUCGGGACCUUGUCUGGAAUGGUUUGCCCUAUAAUUGUUGGAGCAAUGACAAAGAACAAGACACGUGAAGAGUGGCAGUAUGUCUUCCUCAUUGCUGCUUUAGUUCAUUAUGGAGGUGUUAUCUUCUAUGGCAUAUUUGCUUCAGGAGAGAAACAACCCUGGGCAGACCCUGAACAGACCAGUGAAGAGAAAUGUGGCUUUAUUCAUGAGGAUGAACUUGCUGAAGAGACAGGGGACAUUACUCAGAAUUACGUAAAUUAUGGUACCACCAAGUCUUACGGUGCUACAACCCAGAUCAAUGGUGGCUGGCCUAACGGCUGGGAGAAAAAAGAGGAAUUUGUACAAGAGGAAGUACAAGACUCAUACAACUACAAGGAAGGAGAUUAUUCAUAACAAACCUAAAUAUUGGGUAUAUUUUGUAGUGUUUGUGAUUAAAUUCAUUGUGAUUGUUUGCACACAGAAAUAAAAUGUGGUAUAAACAUGUAAACACAUAUCAAACAGGAAGGUCUUACUGUAAAAAAAAUACAUCAAAGUGCAAUCUGUAUGAGUUGUGACAUGUCAUCACUUUCAUUAGGUUAUAUUUGUUCUAUAAACAUUAGAGUUUUAAGGGUUUACUGGUCAAACUAUAGAGGCAAUUAGAUACUUACAGUAUACAAGAGCUAAAACUCAUGACUAAGGAUUAAAGCACAACUAAGCAACCAAGCUGGCACAUCUAAUGCUCUUUUUAGAAAGCCAAAAUUACUUGAUCAUUAAAAAUGCACUUAUAUAUUUGUUACACUGUAUUGAAAGAGAUUGUGUUACGUACACACAUUUACUCAGUGCAAUGUAGGAAUUGUGUGCUUAGUCUAAGACAAGAGCUUUCUCAAAGAAGAAAGGUCAAGUCCUAGGCAUUUACAGAGGAUUGACUGAGUUCCUGUAACGGUAAUUGUAUCAAGCCUAAAGAACAAAUAGGGUGUACUGUAUGUUUGUCGUGAUUACAUGCUGCAGGCUACUCUGUGAUGAAUAAAGGAAUUAUUUAGGAGUUUUAUACUUAAUGUUUGGGCACAAAUUCUUAUUUCUAUUCUUUACAGAAUCUUAUGAAAUUAUAGGCAUUGCCAUGUUCUUCCCUGCAUUUACCAACUAAGAGAAAAACAAUAUAUAACUUUAAGUCUGACUUUUCAUGCAGACUGACAAAUCCCUUUAUCAAAAUACAAGCUUUACUAUUCUAUUCUUUGCAGUAUAUUCCAACUUUGUACCGGUGUCUUUAGAGAGAGAAAAAAAACCAAUAUAACCUAGAAAAAGAUAUAGUCUUUUACAAAAUUCCAAAGAGAAAUUUACUAUGAGGAAGUA
Apaloderma vittatum (bar-tailed trogon) is the source of this 2224-nucleotide messenger RNA. RefSeq names its product solute carrier family 17 (vesicular glutamate transporter), member 6 (gene SLC17A6). The transcript is spliced from 9 exons. Gene Ontology annotation, cellular component: excitatory synapse; synaptic vesicle membrane. Gene Ontology annotation, biological process: regulation of synapse structure or activity; neurotransmitter loading into synaptic vesicle; monoatomic anion transport. Lineage: Eukaryota; Metazoa; Chordata; Aves; Trogoniformes; Trogonidae. Gene Ontology annotation, molecular function: neurotransmitter transmembrane transporter activity; L-glutamate transmembrane transporter activity. The record is from RefSeq and is a predicted model, not a curated record. The annotation marks the transcript as partial.